AUGAAUAUAGGUAAAAAAGAGGAUGAUGAUAGUAAGAGAAAUAACGAUAAAGAUGAAAGUAAUGAGAAUAAAAGUUCUGGGAGUCAGACGUUAAUCACUGGCAAUAAUAACAGAAAACAACUAGAGGAUAGUAAGAAAAAAGAAGUGACAGGGUGUAUUAGAACAAGAGCUG
This is a messenger RNA of Cinara cedri, 172 nucleotides long. NCBI's taxonomy places the organism in Eukaryota, Metazoa, Arthropoda, Insecta, Hemiptera, Aphididae. The record is from the annotation of a GenBank genome assembly.